Molecule: messenger RNA, 2901 nt
Organism: Caretta caretta (loggerhead turtle)
Lineage: Eukaryota; Metazoa; Chordata; Testudines; Cheloniidae
Gene: TRIB3
Product: tribbles pseudokinase 3
Biological process (GO): protein phosphorylation; regulation of MAP kinase activity; positive regulation of proteasomal ubiquitin-dependent protein catabolic process
Cellular component (GO): nucleus
Molecular function (GO): ATP binding; mitogen-activated protein kinase kinase binding; protein kinase activity
Source: RefSeq, a predicted model, not a curated record
UGCCCAUCGAUCGCCCCCCGGCCGGGGCUCGGGGCAGGACCCCCGGAGCAGAGCAGCCCGGGACAAUGGCGGAUCGGGGCGUCUGAGACUCCGGGAGCAGGAUCCUCCGGGAUCGGCCUGCGGGGAUCGCUCCCGACCGGCAGCCAGUCCCGAGCCUCUCCCCCGCCCGCCCCCCGAAGAUGAGUCGAAACGUUCAGGUGAUCCCUGUGGCGUCUCCACUCAGGAAGAAACGGCUGGACUUCGAGGAUACCCCUGACUCAGAGGCCUCAAAGCCCAAGCGUCCCCGAUUGGGUCCAGUGUCAGGACUCACUCCAUGCCUGCAGCCCCUUGCACAGCCACCUUGUGCCGUGGACCAGGACUCCAGGGUCUUGCGGAUUGGACCGUACAUCCUUCUGGAGCCCAGGGAAGAGGGCCACUCCUACAGGGCUGUGCACACGCACACGGAGACGGAGUACAGCUGCAAGGUUUAUCCGGCAAGGAGUUACCCAGAGACGAUGGCCCCCUACGGGCACCUCUCACCCCACCCCAACGUGGCCCAGGUUGCUGAGGUGAUCCAAGGGGACCAGAAUGUCUACAUCUUCUUCCAGCCUGGCAGAGGUGACAUGCACAGCCACGUCCGCUGCCGCAAGCGGCUACCCGAGAGAGAGGCCGCUGGGCUCUUCCAGCAGAUGGCCGAAGCGGUCGCCCACUGCCAUGACCAUGGGGUCAUCCUCCGAGACCUCAAACUCCGCAAGUUCCUCUUCGUGGACAGGGAGAGGACAAAGCUGGUGCUGGAGAACCUGGAGGACGCCUGUCUUCUGAGCGGCCCAGAUGACUCUCUGUCGGACAAGCAUGGCUGCCCGGCAUACGUGGGCCCGGAGAUCCUCAGCUCCAAGAACUCUUACUCAGGGAAGGCGGCUGACGUGUGGAGCCUGGGUGUGGUGCUCUACACCAUGCUGGUGGGGCGAUACCCCUUCCAGGACACUGAGCCUGCCAUGCUCUUCAGCAAGAUCCGCCGAGGGGUCUUCUCCAUCCCGGAUGGCCUCUCCCCCAAGGCCAGGUGCCUUGUCCGAUGCCUCCUGCGCAAGACCCCGUCUGAGAGACUGACGGCCCGUGAGAUUUUGCUCCACCCCUGGCUAGCGAGCGGUGGUGCUGCCUCCGAGGACUCGUGCACAAACCCCUCUGGGGAGCAGGGGCUGGAGCAAGUUGUGCCAGACACCUGGAGUCAGGAGGAGGUGGAGGAGGAGGAGGAAGAUCUGCACAGUUAAGCAUUCAGAGGAUCCCCAAGGAUGCAUUAGCGAAGGGGCCCUCCAUGCCCCCAGGGAACCUUAGACUGUCGGAUGCCCCAGGCGAGCUGGGGCUGGUGACUGUUUGUCUAAGGGGGGUUGCUGCUCAGAUCCGGGUAACGCUGGGCCUUUGGCGGCCCCAGCAGGGCCCAGAGCCAAGACUUGCAAACCCAAGAGCCUCAGAGGGGGAGCUGCGGUUGUCCAGGCACGUGUCUGAAUCCUGCAGAGCAGGAAAGUGCCUUAGCCUGACACGGCGAUUCAGGGCAGACAGGACUAAAUGGGAACAAGCUUCCAGCGUGCCCUGGUCUAGGGGGCUCCCGCUUCCAGCGUGCCCUGGUCUAGGGGGCUCCCGCUUACUUGUGCCAAAGAACUUGUUCAGACUCUGAUCACCAGCAGUGCCCUCCCAGAGGGAUGGUGCGAUUCCCAUUCCCAGACAUAGGGUUCCGGAGGCAGGGAGUGGCCAGGGAACUGAGGCAGGCCCUGGCGUCUCUGGGUUCUGCACCAGUCUUUGUGUCUGUGUAGGAGCAGGAUGGGUGCAGAGGGGGCUGAGCUCUGAUACCAGCUUCCUGAAGUGUGUGUGUGUGUGUGGGGGGGGGGGGGGGCCUUUCCCAGAGGGCAGCAGGACAGCAGGCAUGGGAGGGCGUUUGAGGAGCUCCUUGUCUUGUGUCACCUGGGAACUGACCUUUGCAGCAGCCAGGGCCGUGGCUCCGUGGAGCUUGGAGGGUAGAGACGCUAAUGGGCAGAGCAGAGAAGGGGCUGCCGUCUGGUGAGGUAGAGAGGGAUGCCGCUGGGUGGGAGCGAGAACAAGACGGGGGUGGGGAGGGUUCCAAGGUCAUGUCAGAUCAGAGCCCAAGAGCCCAGAUCAGAGCCCAAGAGGGGUGCCCACAGCCACCUCUCCUUCCCUGUGUAGCUGUAGCCCAUACAGACUACAAGUCCCAGCAUGCAGUGCUCCCCCUGAAGCAGAGGGGCAGGGGGCACACUAUGCUGGGGUGGGGCAGGGAGGGCGGCUACAGCCUGCCCCAUUUGCCAGGCACAGCUCUUGGGCUCCUAGCAAUGAGCAAAUAAAGGCCCUGUCCAAGCAGUUCACUCCCCUCGGGGGGGGCAGAGAGUGAGCCCCGGCAGGGUGGGGGUGCUAUGAGGUCUUUGCACUAUUGUGCCAUGCAGCCUGCCCCCCCUCACCCCAGUCUUGUCCUGUGACUGCAGCAGGCUGACUUUGCUCUGUAACCUCCCCACUGGGGACCCUGUCCUGGAUCAACCCUGCCCUUUGCUCCACCCCAGGAGCCUGUGGCAGGUCAGCCCUGCCCCAUCCCCUUGGGCCAGGGGGUGGGGGGCCGGCAGCAGCCCAGAACUCUGACCAUACGUAUCUCAGGGAGUUGUCAGGCAACUGGUUUCUGGGGAGCGGCCGGCGUGCGCAGAAUAGACCUGCCUGCUCCACCCGGCUUAGCCCAGCCGGGCACCUGCCGCUCUCCCAGCACAGACCUGGGGCCUCACCUCUCCCGGGGCUCUGCAUUCGUAGCGUGCGUGUUAUACCCCGACCAUGUGUUGACACGACAGGGCCCAGGCCAAGACUCGUUUGUACACAGCACCAUGUGUCUAUUUUUCUGUCUUUUGACAAAUAAAAGGUUUGUAACACUGG